Lottia gigantea (owl limpet) is the source of this 913-nucleotide messenger RNA. RefSeq lists its product as hypothetical. The transcript has a single exon. The record is from RefSeq and is a predicted model, not a curated record. The annotation marks the transcript as partial. NCBI's taxonomy places the organism in Eukaryota, Metazoa, Mollusca, Gastropoda, Lottiidae.
GAAUGCCAGAGGUGGAUUUCUGAUUCCAGAAGUGGAAUUCCGAAAUGGUACUUUACGUCUAGACAUUAUUGAAGCUAAUUAUUAUGCCAGAGAGAUUGUGGCUUAUCACAAAUUUGAUGUCCUAGAUUUGCACUUUCAUUUACGUACCCAGUUAAACAGAAGGGCAACUGAUGGUAUACAUUGGGAUAACACUGCUCAUAGACGUAUAACAAAUUUAAUUUUGACUCACAUAGCUAAGUCUUGGAAUUUUGAUUUCAAUUCAUUAGUUAAAAAUGAUGAGAUAUCCAUUACAGUUAAUUUUAAAAGUUCCUCAGAGCAUAACCUACAUGCGAGAAGUUAUAGUUUUGAUAACGGUUUCAAAAGCAAAAAUGAUGAUCCAUUUUACAAUUCCAAUAACAAAUGUCAUAUGAGAUCUAGAACAGUAGACUCUGGACAAAAUAGAUAUGACUCUAGCUAUGAUCUGAAUGGCUUAGAUUAUGGCUAUGGUUAUGGCUUUAACCACAGUGAUGCUGUCUUUAAGCACACUGAUUCUGGCUUUAAUCACAGUGAUUCUGGCUUUAACCACACUGAUUUUGGCUUUAACCACAAUGAUUCUGGCUUUAACCACAAUGAUUCUGGCUUUAACCACAAUGAUUCUGGCCCAUGGUUUAAAGAUUAUAACUAUCAAUUUAAUCCUAAUCAUGCCAGCUCAGGUCAUGGUCACUCAAACAACUUCUCAAACUAUAUUGCAAGUUCAAAUCGCACUCAGCAAAGUGAGCAUGAUCAUGAUUAUUAUAAUGGUAUCGGUGGAGUCAAAUCAUACUCAGUUAACCGCAUUAUUAACCAUAAAGCGAGUAGUAAUAUUGGUCCUAUUCGCCAACUAUCUCGCACUGUCACUAAUGAUCAUCCUUAUAAUUAUAGAUCAUAUCAUUAG